Molecule: messenger RNA, 2402 nt
Organism: Tripterygium wilfordii
Lineage: Eukaryota; Viridiplantae; Streptophyta; Magnoliopsida; Celastrales; Celastraceae
Product: tyrosine decarboxylase-like
Exons: 1
Coding region: 87-1685 (532 amino acids)
Biological process (GO): amino acid metabolic process
Molecular function (GO): carboxy-lyase activity; pyridoxal phosphate binding
Source: RefSeq, a predicted model, not a curated record
CUCAACCUUUUGAACUAACCGGUUCAAAAAUUAUUACCAGAGUCCAAUGCAAGGGCAAUUUCAUGCAUAAAUAGACGACUCUCGUAAUGUUUAGACAUCAACACAAUCUACAAUUUUCCAAUCCAUUGAACGUAGUAUUUGCUUUUCAAAUGGGUUCCCUUGAAUUUGAGCACGAACUCAAUGACAUUUCCUCCUUCGAUAACCAAUCAUUGAAUCCACUAGACCCAGAAGAGUUUAGGAGGCAAGGACAUAUGAUGAUAGACUUCCUUGCUGAUUACUAUCAUAACAUUGAAAACUUUCCAGUUCUUAGCCAAGUCGAACCGAAUUAUCUCCGAAAAUGCUUACCAGAAUCCGCUCCACACAAUCCUGAACCAAUUGAAAAAAUCCUCCAAGAUGUGCAAAACCACAUAAUGCCAGGCAUCACACAUUGGCAGAGUCCCAACUUCUUUGCUUACUUCUCUGCAACUUGUAGUACUGCAGGUUUUCUUGGUGAAAUGUUGAGUUCAGGCCUCAAUGUGGUGGGAUUCAGCUGGAUAUCAUCCCCUGCAGCAACAGAGCUCGAAAGCAUAGUCAUGGAUUGGCUCGGAGAAAUGCUUAACCUCCCAAAAUCCUUCCUUUUCUCUGGCAAUGGUGGAGGUGUUAUCCAAGGAACUACUUGCGAGGCAAUUCUAUGCACACUAAUAGCAGCAAGAGACGAAAUGUUGAAAAAAAUUGGUAGAGAUAAGAUAGGGCAGCUUGUCGUUUACGCAUCUGAUCAAACACAUAGCGCGCACCAAAAAGCUGCCCAAAUCGCCGGAAUCCACCCAGAAAAUUUUCGAGUCAUCAGGACAACAAAAGAAACAUUGUUUGGUUUAUCCCCUGAAAUGAUGAAACUGACAGUAAAAUUUGAUGUACAAGCAGGACUGAUUCCAUUGUUUCUAUGCGCAACAGUGGGUACAACAUCGACAACAGCCGUCGAUCCAAUUAGGCCAUUAUGCGAUGUCGCGAAGGAAUAUGGAAUUUGGGUUCAUGUGGAUGCUGCUUAUGCAGGGAGUGCGUGUGUAUGCCCUGAAUUUCGACAUUUUAUCGACGGUGUAGAGGGAGUAAACUCAUUCAGUCUAAACGCCCACAAAUGGUUCUUCACUCCAUUGGACUGUUGUUGUCUUUGGGUGAAAGAUUCAGGUGCUCUUACAAGAUCUCUGUCAACAAAUCCCGAGUUUCUGAGAAACAAAGCAAGCGAUUCGAGGCAAGUAGUUGACUACAAGGACUGGCAGAUCACUCUAAGCCGUAGAUUUCGAGCUUUGAAAUUGUGGCUUGUACUAAGAAGCCAUGGUGUCGCUAAUCUCCGAAGCCUUUUAAGAACCCAUGUCGAAAUGGCCAAGCUUUUUGAACAACUUGUGUAUGGUGACAGUAGAUUUGAGAUUCCAGUCCCCAGAAACUUUGCAAUGGUAUGUUUUCGGGUUUCUCCAGAGGCAGUUGCUGAGAAAGUCUUGAAGAAAAAGGUUGCGACAGAUGAAGAAGAAAGUGUGAAUCAAUUGAAUGAGAAAUUGUUGGAGUCGAUUAAUGCAUCAGGAAGGAUAUACAUGACACAUGCUGUCGUUGAUGGAGUGUUCGUCAUACGUUUUGCUGUGGGUGCAACCUUGACAGAGGAAAGGCAUGUGAGAAUGGCUUGGCAAGUGGUGCAAGAGCACUUAGAUAAAAUAUAAUUAAGUGUGUAUUAGUUUCCAUACUUGUAUUAAACUGCGACUUCUCUUUCUCUCUCUAGAAAACUAAAACUUUCAGACUUUUUUUUGUGUGGAGGAGGCGGCGUAAAUCACACAUCUACUACCUCCUCCUCCAUAGAUCUGCCUAUUUUGAAGUCUCUUUAUAAGUUUAUUAUAAAUUUCUUAGUUAAAUGACUAUUUUUCUCUAUUUCUCUAACUUGUUUUUGGAGGGUAUAUUGCUAUGGCUUCUUGACGAAGCAUUUUAUCGGUUGAUUGGCAUGUUUUGUUGGAAAUCUACUUGUUUUGCAGGCUUAUGUUUAGGAAGAAGCGAUUUUGUAUUUCUAGUAACGGGUUCUUCAAAGAAGGGUACUCUUGGAUAUAUUUGCAAUGGACAUGGUUUCAUAUCUGCUUUGAUGAUUCAUCGCAGCCAACAACAAUGGAAAUCGAUGAAUGACCGAUGGGUAUGCAACCUGAUUCUACUAUGCCAAGUGCCAAUGAAUCAAUCUCAGCAAGCUUACCGCACUAGCCGGUCAGGGACAAUUGGAAAGUUGCAUGAAACCGGGCAAGGGUGACCUAGAUCUAGGUCAAAUGGGCCGCAGCCUUGUGUUGCAUUCCUUAUGUCUUUAUGCUUAUCCUCUUGGGCCAGCUUUAAGAGAUGUAUUUGGUUGUUUGGAGGAAAAUCAUGUAUGAGUUGUAUUUCAUUUUCAAUUGUACCUCUUC